AUGAAAGAUUUGCUCAAUCUGGAUUUAUCUUUGUAUUGGGAACCACCGGAUGACGUAUCCAGUAUAACUACAUACACAGUGGCGUGCCAAGAGAAGAAAACUUGGCGGUCUAUUCCACACUGUACCAACAUCACGAAGACUGAGUGCACGGGCAUCACAGACUACCUCAUCGCUGAGUAUGGAGCAGACUUAAUGAAGCAAAAGCUGUUAACGAAAUCGUACUAUCUCAUUACGAGACUCGAGCAGCCUUUAUUGGUUGAAAAAUCGUCAGCAUCCUUCACUGUUGAAGUGUUCCCUUACGAUGAUGCAACUAUUAGCGCACCUGCUAUCAACAUCUCAGAGUUAACGUCUGACUCCAUUAAAGUGGUCCUACUGGCCCCGGAGACCCUGUUUUACGACAGUGAGACGCAACAGCAUUUUAGGAUGGACGAUAAGAGGCUCGGUGGUAUCUCCGUCGUGUACUUUAACUACACGCUGUGGAACAUCCCAGGAGACGUUCAAGACGCGACUAAGGUUUAUGAAGAAGCACUGGACGAUAUUAAAUCCAAUGUAGUGUCUCUCUCCGAGAUCACACCUUACACUCUUUACAUGUUAGCAGUAUCGGCAAGAAUAGGCAAGAGAUACAGUAAAGACAACUCGACUCUUAUCUUCCGAACCAAAGAAGCAGCCCCUUACAGGAGUCCGGCAUUGCUGACUCCCUUUGAUGAGGAACUUGACUGUAACAACCUCAAUAGCAGAGAUGUUCACAUCAAAUGGAAGGCUCCGGCAAAGGAAUACUGGAAUGGCCGGAGCAUUCAUUAUGAAGUUAGACUCCACCGAGUAAAAGGCGGUGACGAAAACAUGACGUCAAUUGUCAUUAUGAAUGUGUCAUCGACGUCAACGACUGUUCGUGCUCUCAGCCGAUUGGACAAUUACGACAUUGUCGUGUAUGCAAAUAAUUUGGGAGGCGGGAUACCCAGUUCACAUAGAUCUUUACCGGGGGCAGACAGCGGCUUUAAACCAGAAGAUCUCAACCGAAGGGAUUCCUCUUUGCCCGCUAAAAUCAUCGAAUGGAGACCGCCCUCUGGGUACGAGGAGUGCAGCUUCGAGUACCGUGUACUCAUCGAAUCUGACGGCCAAACAGUGUGGCAGACAGACGUCAAGAACGCAACCUUCCUUGACAUCUCAGAUCUUGAACCCGGGUCUUACGUUGCUAAAGUAUCUGUGAUCACCAAAGGGAGGAACUAUGUGUCAGACUAUGGUUUACCAGCGAGCCUUCUCCUGAACGUUGCACAAUCGAAAAAACAUCAAGUGUUUAUACCUUUGGCUGUCGGACUCCUCACUUUCACGCUAUUGGUUUUGAUGGCGACCUGUCACGUGAUCAAAUCUCAGCGUAGCAGCAUGACGUUCAGUAGUCUCGAUCCGUUCCUGCGUAAAGCAUUUUCUCAGACAUACAGUCCAACGAGGUACCGUGAUGUGGAGAAAGAAACGUUUGACACCCCAAGAAUCCACCUCAAAUACCAAGGUCAAGAAGAAGCAGUGGCUUGUGAAGAGACUAGCCCCAGCCUCUCAAUCGAGUCCACCGAAUCCACCAUUAGAAGUGUUGAAGACAGCAUUGCAGUGUCACGUGUGCAACACGUAGUCUCCAAUCAGCCGCUAAAACCACACUACAUCUCGUCAGAUGACGACACAGACGAUGAUCGAGAUGCGGAACAUGAUGCUUUGAUUCGGCUUCACAUAGAUUUAAGAAGACCGGCUUGUGGGGAGACUAAACCCGAAGUACCGCCCUCGGGCGAUGACCGUAAACCUACAAAUCCCACAGAAAUCAAACAACCACAACACGAGUCAUUUGAGAAAAACAUACCUCUCAAGAAAAUCUCCAAUACGUCAUUUGAUUAUACUCCUAGCUCCCCUAAUGGUAUUGGUCUUGGCUAUACUGUCUUAGCCAACAUGUUCACUCUGAAAUAA
Molecule: messenger RNA, 1947 nt
Organism: Asterias rubens (European starfish)
Lineage: Eukaryota; Metazoa; Echinodermata; Asteroidea; Forcipulatida; Asteriidae
Exons: 9
Coding region: 1-1947 (648 amino acids)
Molecular function (GO): protein binding
Source: RefSeq, a predicted model, not a curated record